Molecule: messenger RNA, 282 nt
Organism: Rotaria sp. Silwood1
Lineage: Eukaryota; Metazoa; Rotifera; Eurotatoria; Philodinida; Philodinidae
Source: the annotation of a GenBank genome assembly
AUGGCAGAUCAUAUGAAUCUAAAAAAUACUCGUCUAUACAAUUUGUUUGGUCCUGCUGAAUGUACACUCACAUCGGUCUAUCAUGAGGUGACGUGCGAAGAUAUUAAACUUGGUGAAAUUCCAAUUGGUCGUCCAUUUCCCAAUAUGCAAGCAUUCAUUUUUGAUGAAUAUCGGCAACAUGUUAUCCCUGGUCAAGUGGGCGAAUUAUAUCUCGGCGGUAUUCAACGUUCGCCAGGUUAUUUCGGUCGAAAUGAUCUUACUGAACAGGUUAGUGUGAAUUGA